AACACAAAUGUAACUUGCACUUACAAACGAUUCGUUUUCUUACCCGCAGAGCACUUAUCCGAUGUAAACGACGUCUUGUUCUAAACUAUAGCACUAAUCCCAAGCUAUAUCUCACUGACCAUGACGGCUGCAGCUCGGAUUGUGGCAGCUGGUGGCCCAGCCUCGUUGUCCCGAUUUCGUGGUGCGUUAGUUGGUGCAGUUUUGGGAGACUGUUUAGGUGGAGACUUUGAAGGCGCAGAAGAUGUCCCGUUGGACCGAGUACUUCAACACUUACAAGAUGACACUCGUGGUGAUGGGACCCUGCAAUACAGUGACGACACUGCUAUGUUGCGCUGUGUCGCUCAGUCCCUGCUGAACAGGGCUGGGUUUGAUGAACAAGACAUGGCGCGGAGAUUUGCUAAAGAGUAUAGUUUGGCUCCUGGGCGGGGUUACGGCGCAGGUGUCAUUCAGGUGUUAAAGAAACUUGCAUCGCCUCAGCUCAGCGAUGUCUACCAGCCCGCGCGAGCUCAGUUCGGUGGCCGUGGAUCCUUCGGGAACGGGGGAGCUAUGAGAGCAGCGCCCUUCGCCCUUGCCUUUAAAAACCCCGCAGAGGUCAAAAGGUGUUCGAGACUUGGAGCGACGCUGACUCAUUCCUGCGCUAUUGGCUACAAUGGUGCUGUACUGCAGGCCUUGGCUGUCCAUCUGUCGCUGCAGGGGGUUCUCGCCACGCCCCAGGAAUUCAUCAACAAACUCAUCUCUGAGAUGGAGGAGGUCGAGAACGACGAGACAGCUCGGAGCGACGCCAGAGCACUAAAUGAGUCAGAGUUCCCAUUUUGUACUCGUUUGCACAAAGUGAAGGAGAUGGUGGAACGGAACAGCGUGAGCAUAGAGGAGGUUAUAUCUGAACUGGGGAACGGCAUUGCAGCGCUGCACUCGGUUCCCACUGCCAUCUUCUGUGUUAUGCAUUGUCUUGAGCCUCGGGAAGGGUUACCGGAGCAGUACGGUGGUUUUGAGAGGACAAUAGCCUACAGUUUAGCUUUGGGGGGAGACACAGAUACCAUAGCAUGCAUGGCAGGAGCUAUCGCUGGCGCGCACUACGGCGUCGAUUCUGUUCCUCAGACGUGGCAACGCUGCUGCGAAGGAGCGGUGGAAGCCGACUCGCUCGCCGAGCACCUGCACAAUAUGUACCACCGGACGCCGUCCGACGGGGACGGUGUGUCUGUGAGCUCCAGCAAUGAGAAACGUUCACACUCCAGCACUCAACAGCCAAAACAGACUGACUGAACCUGACUGAACUUUGUUUUUGAUGCGCACAGACAUGCAUGUACACAUGCUCUCAAUAAUGUGCUUGUUACCACACACAGAUAUGCACACACACAUAUACACACACACACACACGCAUAUACACAUACUCAUACAAGCUCUCAGAAUCAUACCUUUCAAGAUAUUUACUGUAGUGUCAUGUUACGGGCAUCAGCAUACAUGAAUUUUGUUUAACUCAUGUGUAUGUUGUCUUUGUUGGGAGAAAGUUUA
Chanos chanos (milkfish) is the source of this 1512-nucleotide messenger RNA. RefSeq names its product ADP-ribosylserine hydrolase (gene adprs). Bases 121 to 1263 code for a protein of 380 amino acids. Gene Ontology annotation, cellular component: mitochondrion; nucleus. The transcript has 6 exons. Lineage: Eukaryota; Metazoa; Chordata; Actinopteri; Gonorynchiformes; Chanidae. The record is from RefSeq and is a predicted model, not a curated record.